Messenger RNA from Tarenaya hassleriana, 3645 nucleotides. RefSeq names its product protein ALWAYS EARLY 2-like. The record is from RefSeq and is a predicted model, not a curated record. The transcript is spliced from 18 exons. Gene Ontology annotation, biological process: DNA-templated transcription; regulation of cell cycle; regulation of transcription by RNA polymerase II. Lineage: Eukaryota; Viridiplantae; Streptophyta; Magnoliopsida; Brassicales; Cleomaceae. The coding region runs from base 193 to 3360 and encodes 1055 amino acids. Gene Ontology annotation, cellular component: transcription repressor complex; nucleoplasm. Gene Ontology annotation, molecular function: DNA binding.
UCUGAAGUGAAGUUACAAUUUUUCAAUCUCCAAUCGACCCAAUGAUUUUUCUAAGUUAAAGUUCAAUUAGAUUCAGUUGAUGGGUUUGAUUCCACAAUAGGCAAAUCCAUAUGACUCAGAUCAGCAACGUAGUUUGUAACAAUUUGAAUUGACGAAACUAUAGCUUGAAGUGUUGGAGGGAGGAAUCUGCCAAUGGCGCCAAGUAGGAAGUCUAGGAGUGUGAACAAGCGCUUCUCUAAUGAAGCUUCUCCGGAAAAAGACGUCGGGAAUUCAAGCAAAAGCAAGCAGAUGAAGAAGAAAUUGUCGGACAACUUGGGACCUCAGUGGACCAAAGGGGAGCUCGAGCGUUUCUAUGAUGCCUAUCGGAAGCACGGGCUAGACUGGAGAAAGGUAGCUGCUGCUGUGCGGAACAACAGAUCUGUGGAAAUGGUGGAAGCCCUUUUCUGUAUGAAUCGGGCGUAUUUAUCCUUGCCCGAGGGAACUGCAUCUGUGGCUGGUCUGAUUGCCAUGAUGACUGAUCAUUACAGUGUCAUGGAUGGAAGCGAUAGCGAAGCGGAAGGGCAUGAUGCUUCUGGAGUGCCAAGGAAGUAUCAGAAGCGCAAGCAUGCUCAUGUUCAGUUUAGUGAGUCUCGUGAAGAAGCUAAUCCAUCUCAUUCAUUUGCCUCGACAGAUGGAUGCCUUUUGUUUUUGAAGGAGGCACAAGAUUAUGGAUCUUGGCGCCGUGCUACUGGAAAACGUACACCUCGAUUUCCUGUUCCAAGGUCAUACAGGAGGGAUGAUAGAGAAGGUUCUACUCCACCAAGUAAAAGAGCUAGGAAGCUAGUCGAUAAUGAUGAUGUUGCACAUCUUUUUGCGCUAACAUUAACCGAGGCAUCAAAAAGGGGAGGAUCUGAGCCACCGUAUAGAAGAACAGAGCACAGUGACAGCUCACCAAUUAAGAGCUUGGGGGAAACGUCACAAGCAAGGGAAGCUCAAUCCAAGCUCCGUGGUUGUUCCAAGUAUGAGGAGUGGGUGGAAGGUAACCGAGAAAAGAAACAUGAAACGGGAGUGUCUGAUAGGGAUGCAACCUCAUUUAUGGAUAUGGAAGUGGUUGGCACAUUGGAGGCUCUACAGGGAGGGAAAAACGUCAAAGCUGAAGAAGUUGAAGGCAAUGAUUGUGAUGAAAAAGGAGAAGCAUGCAGUGCCUCUGAAGAGCUUCGAAGUAAAUCACAGCAAGGAAAAGUUGACGUUGAGGGCCCAAGGGGGAAAUAUUCACCACGUUGCCUAAAGAAAAGGAAUAAGAAACUUCAUUCCAAAGAUGAAUUUGAGGCUCUACAAGCAUUGCUGAAAUUGUCAACUUCAACGUUUCCAGUGGCUUUGAUGGAAUCAGAAUCAGCCGCACGGAUAAAAGAUGAAAGAACUGCAAAUAACAUGGAUGAGAAAUCUAGCGCUCCUGAAGCCACAUCCACAAGCCCUCUCGGAAGAAAAUCAACACAAGAUGGAGCAGAGGAAAAUGCCCUUAAUGCGAUUUCAGCUGUUGAGAACACUAACUAUAGAAAACCGAAAUCAUUGAGGCAAGCAUCGGCGGAUGGUAGUGCUGGUCCUGCAGGGAAUCAACAGCAGCAACCUACUAGUGGCACAUCUAGAAGAAGGCGCAAACCAAAGGUGCUAGAUGCUGAACCUCCCAAAAAUUCGAACCAGAACAAAUCCACGUUGGUAGAGGAAUCAGUUCGUGAAGAGAAUGCUAAGUCUGUGGUUAGAACAAAACGUUCUGGUCAAGCUCCAGCAGAAGGGAAACAGUUGAAAACUGCUAAGACACUGGAGGAAUCUUCUCCAGCUGGUGAUAAGAAAAGACCUGAUGCAGGUGUAACAAUGUCAACUAUACCAGUUUCUGCAUCAGGACCUGCCACUUUGCCACAGAAACCUCCAAACAGACGCAAGGUGAAUCUGAAGAAAAUGUUACAAGAGAGGGUUAAAUUUUCUGAGACCACUUCUAAAGCUCCACAUAGUGAUGAAUCUCUUUCAGAACAUGAAUUAUUGCAGGAGAAGCUUUCUACUUGCCUAUCAAACCCCUUGGCACGUAGGAGAUGCAUAUUUGAAUGGUUUUAUAGUGCUAUUGACUAUCUGUGGUUCACAAAGAUGGAGUUCAUGGAUUACUUGAAUCAUGUUGGACUUGGCCACAUUCCAAGACUUGCUCGUUUUGAGUGGAAUGUCAUUAAAAGUUCUCUCGGUAGACCUAGGAGAUUCUCUGAGAGAUUCUUACAGGAGGAAAGGGAUAAACUCCAACAUUACCGUGAAACUGUGAGAAAGCAUUACACAGAUCUCCGGGCAGGUGUCACUAGGGAAGGACUUCCGGCUGAUUUGGCUCGGCCUUUAUCUGUUGGAAAUAAAGUCAUUGCUAUCCAUCCUAAAACCCGAGAAAUUCAGUGUGGAAAAAUUCUCACUGUGGAUCAUAACAAAUGCAGCGUUCUGUUUGACCGCGACGACUUGGGGGCUGAGUUUGUUAUGGACAUUGAUUGCAUGCCUUCGAAUCCAUUGGAAUACAUGCCCGAAGGCCUGAGGAGGCAUAUCAGCAAGGGCUUGCCGAUAAGCAAAGAAGCGCAACUAAACAGACAUCCAAACUCUGGUGGGUCUGUAAUGCUCCCUUCAAACGGGCUUGAAAAUGCUACCUUCUCCAUGAAUCCUCCAUUGCAGCAGGGUGAUACAAACGGGCAGAUUUUACUAGGUAAAAUAUCGACAACCAACCCUACUACAGUGCAGCAGGCAACUAACAAUCAGCCAUAUACAACAACCUGUCGUAAAGCAAAAGAACUUGUGAUUCAACAAGCUCUGGCAAUGCAGCACACUUCAAUUGAAAAGGAAAAAGAGCCAGAGAUGCUUGAAAUUUUUAAGGGUUCAAAAUCAAGAGCUCAAGCAAUGGUAGAUGCAGCUGUUAAGGCCGCAUGUUCAGUGAUUGAAGGAGAAGACAAAGGUAAAAAGAUACAGGAGGCUAUAGACUCCAUGGGCAAGCAUCAGCCACUACCCGGCUCUAUGGUUCCUGGUGUCAAGCAUCAAGAGCAUGCCAAUGGGAGCUUGGAUCAUCUCAGCCAGUCUCCAUCUGAAACCUCACCGCCACUGGUUAAUGGUUCCAUCUCACAGAACGGUUCAGAGAAAAACGAGGAUCAAAUGCCUUCGGAGCUCAUCUCCUCCUGUGUUGCCACUUGGCUCAUGAUUCAGACGUGCACGGAGAGACAGUAUCCACCAGCGGACGUGGCUCAGCUGAUAGACACAGCAGUCACAAGCUUGCACCCGAAGUGCCCACAAAACCUGCCCAUCUACAGAGAAAUCCAGACGUGCAUGGGACGAAUCAAGACUCAGAUUCUAGCUCUUGUGCCGACAUAAUAACAAAACAUCAUUCCCCAUUCUUUUUCUUCUUUCUUAGGUUACUUGUUGGGUCUCUCUGUUGACCUGAGUAGAUAUAUCUUUCACUGGCUAUAGAGUUACAACUGCUAGAAUGCCGGAACUAGUGAAUAAGCUUUUGGCAAAACUGCCACUUUAGGGUUUUUGAUAGUAUAACAUCAGCCUUCAUCAACUUAGUUAGCUAAGCCUAUGUUGUCUUCAACCCCACCAGUGUUGUUUCAUGUUUGUUAAAAUGCCUUCAAUUUUGACAGGUAUAUAUCUACAUCA